AUGACUGUGGAGAGGGAGGCCCCUGAUGCGCACUUCACUGUGGACAAACAGAACAUCUCCCUCUGGCCCCGAGAGCCUCCUCCCAAGUCCGGUCCAUCUCUGGUCCCAGGGAAAACACCCACAGUCCGUGCUGCAUUAAUCUGCCUGACGCUGGUCCUGGUCGCCUCCGUCCUGCUGCAGGCCAUCCUUUAUCCCCGGUUUAUGGGCACCAUAUCAGAUGUAAAGACCAAUGUCCAGUUGCUGAAAGGUCGUGUGGACAACAUCAGCACCCUGGAUUCUGAAAUUAAAAAGAAUAGCGACGGCAUGGAGGCAGCUGGCGUUCAGAUCCAGAUGGUGAAUGUGAGCCUGGGUUAUGUGCGUUCUCAGUUCCUGAAGUUAAAAACCAGUGUGGAGAAGGCCAACGCACAGAUCCAGAUCUUAACAAGAAGUUGGGAAGAAGUCAGUACCUUAAAUGCCCAAAUCCCAGAGUUAAAAAGUGAUUUGGAGAAAGCCAGUGCUUUAAAUACAAAGAUCCGGGCACUCCAGGGCAGCUUGGAGAAUAUGAGCAAGUUGCUCAAACGACAAAAUGAUAUUCUACAGGUGGUUUCUCAAGGCUGGAAGUACUUCAAAGGGAACUUCUAUUACUUUUCUCUCAUUCCAAAGACCUGGUAUAGUGCCGAGCAGUUCUGUGUGUCCAGGAAUUCACACCUGACCUCGGUGACCUCAGAGAGUGAGCAGGAGUUUCUGUAUAAAACAGCGGGGGGACUCAUCUACUGGAUUGGCCUGACUAAAGCAGGGAUGGAAGGGGACUGGUCCUGGGUGGAUGACACGCCAUUCAACAAGGUCCAAAGUGCGAGGUUCUGGAUUCCAGGUGAGCCCAACAAUGCUGGGAACAAUGAACACUGUGGCAAUAUAAAGGCUCCCUCACUUCAGGCCUGGAAUGAUGCCCCAUGUGACAAAACGUUUCUUUUCAUUUGUAAACGACCCUAUGUCCCAUCAGAACCAUGACAGGACAGGCUCCCAAGCUCACUCUUUGAGCUCCAACGCUUGUUAAACAUGAGGAAAUGCCUCUUUCUUCCCCAGACUCCAGGAUGACUUUGCACGUUAAUUUUUCUUGCUUCAAAAUUGUCCCACAGUGGCAUUCUGGAGUCCGUCUGUCUUGGCUGGAAAUUCUCUGACCUCUUGGAGGCAGCUGGAAUGGAAAGGAGAAUUCAGGUUAAAGUGGGAGGGGUGAGUAGAGAGGAUUUAGAAGUUCCAAUUGCCCUGCUGAGGAGGAUCAAGACCCAUAAUCUGGCACAACACCCUGGGGUUUUCCACUCUUUCAGAGAAGCCUCAGCUUCGUCACAUCAAAGUUACUCCAGAGCAACCAAGCAAUUCUCCUGAUAUUGUCAUCCAGGGCUUUUCUUGGCUAAACCCCCUAGAAUUUCCAUGUCUCUGCUUAGCUGUGCUGGCAGCUAGCAGCUGGCUGUGUUUGCAGUGCAAAUAGCUCUGUUCUUGGAAAUCCUGCUCAUGGUAUGUCCCCAGUGGUUUCUUCAUCCACAUCAUCUAAAGCCUGAACCCGUUCUUCUCUGGUUCAAGUCAGCGGCUGACACGGACUUGUAUCUCCUUCAGAGCUCGGCUGGCACCCAGCCUCCCUUCUCCUUCCACUCCCUUAGUACACUGGAGUGCCGAGCCCUGCCUUCCGCCCAGCAUCCAUCCAGCCUCUGUCCUCACCUCUCUGGCACCUCCUCCUCCUUCUGCAUUUCCUGUCUUCCUGUGUCUUGUGCAUGGGAAGCAGCCUUCAGUGCCUUCAUGAAUUCACCUUCCAGCUUCCUCAGAAUAAAAUGCUGCCUGGGUCAAGGACUCAC
This is a messenger RNA of Gorilla gorilla gorilla (western lowland gorilla), 1826 nucleotides long. RefSeq names its product CD207 molecule (gene CD207). Bases 1 to 987 code for a protein of 328 amino acids. The transcript has 6 exons. The record is from RefSeq and is a predicted model, not a curated record. Lineage: Eukaryota; Metazoa; Chordata; Mammalia; Primates; Hominidae.